Molecule: messenger RNA, 1113 nt
Organism: Striga hermonthica
Lineage: Eukaryota; Viridiplantae; Streptophyta; Magnoliopsida; Lamiales; Orobanchaceae
Source: the annotation of a GenBank genome assembly
AUGGCGACUCUCCUCCUUCCCAUCUCUGAAACCCCAACAUUGAAAUCGAAAACCCUCGUCAAUUUCUCAUCUCUGUCUGAAAACAUGUCGUUUUUAGGGCAUCGGUCUCCUCAGUUCAUACUUCCUGGGACACUCCGAAUCUCCUCUGCUCGAUCAGCUGCUGUCCAGAGUUCCUCCCAAACCCAGAUUUCUCCUGGAACUGAGUCGACUCCAACAUCUGACAUCCCGCUUAUUUCUAGCUCAGAGGCAGUCAAGAGACUAAGAGAGUUCCGGGCAAGUUAUGAGAGUAAGCAGCAAUAUUUGGCUAUGUACUCUAGUAUUUUCGGGGGGAUUACAACUGAUCCAGCAGCUAUGGUGAUCCCUUUGGACGAUCACAUGGUCCACAGAGGGCAUGGAGUUUUUGAUACUGCAGCCAUUUUCGAUGGAUAUGUUUACGAACUGGAUCAACACAUGGACCGUUUCGUGAGGUCGGCAUCAAUGGCCAGGAUAAUUCCCCCCUUUGACGAAGAAACCAUUCGGAAAAUCCUCUUAAAAACAAUGAGCGCCUCCAAGUGUCGGGAGGGCUCGUUGAGGUACUGGCUCUCGGCGGGUCCCGGCGACUUCCUUCUGUCCCCGUCCGGCUGCCACUGCCCCGCCCUCUACGCCAUCGUGAUGUCUGGGCCCACCCACAGCAACAGGGGCAUUAAGGUGAUCACAUCCUCAAUCCCCAUAAAGUCCCCGCAGUUUGCAGUGAUGAAGAGUGUGAACUACCUCCCCAACGUGCUUACAAAGAUGGAGGCAGAGGAGUGUGGAGCAUAUGCCGGGAUUUGGUUGGAUGAAAGGGGUUAUGUAGCCGAGGGACCCAACAUGAACGUGGCCUUUGUGACAGAGGCCCGGGAGCUGCUAAUGCCGAGGUUCGACCGCAUCCUCAGCGGAUGCACGGCCAAGAGAGUGUUGGCGCUGGCGCAAGGCUUGGUGGGGGAAGGGAUGAUAAAGGACGUCCGGGUGGCUGAUGUGGCGGUGGAGGAAGGGAGGAAGGCGCGGGAGAUGAUGCUUAUUGGGAGCGGGACCUACGUGUGUCCAGUGCUGCAGUGGGACGACCAAGUCAUCGGUGAUGGUGAGGAAUUCGGUUAA